CGGCGGCGGGGCGGAUGGAGCGGGCGCUGAGCCUGGCUGCCGAGGAGGACUUGUUCCACAAGCGGCUCGGCGCGGCGGCCAAGAGGAUGGAGUCCGCCUUCCGCUCGCCCGCGGGGCUCGAGCUGGCCGCCCACCAGCCGGCGCCCCCGCCGCGCGAGCCCCGCCAGACGCCCCCCUCGCCGCUGGGCGGCUGUUACGAGGCCGGCGAGGCGGAGGCGCUGCUGCUGCGCGGGGAAGGCGCCGGCGGCGGGGAGUUCGGGGCGAGCCGCGGCUCGGCGGCCGAGAGCAGCGGGGGCGAGCAGAGCCCCGACGACGACAGCGACGGGCGCUGCGAGCUGCUGCUGCGGGGCCCGGGCGGGGGCGCGGGGGGCGCCCUGCUGAAGACGCCCGAGGGCGGCGCCUGCUCCAACGGCCACCACGGCGCGGGCGGCGGCGGGGCCAAGAAGUCCAAGGAGCAGAAGGCGCUGCGCCUCAACAUCAACGCCCGCGAGCGGCGGCGCAUGCACGACCUCAACGACGCGCUGGACGAGCUGCGGGCCGUCAUCCCCUAUGCGCACAGCCCCUCGGUGCGCAAGCUCUCCAAGAUCGCCACGCUCCUGCUGGCCAAGAACUACAUCCUCAUGCAGGCGCAGGCCCUCGACGAGAUGCGCCGCCUCGUCGCCUAUCUCAACCAGGGCCAGGCCAUCUCCGCCGCCUCCCUGCCCGGCUCGGCCGCCGCCGCCGCCGCUGCCGCCGCCGCCGCCCUCCACCCGGCCCUCGGCGCCUACGAGCAGGCGGCCGCCGGAUACCCCUUCAGCGCCGGCCUGCCGCCCGCCACCUCGUGCCCGGACAAAUGUGCCCUCUUCAACAGCGUCUCCUCCAGCCUCUGCAAACAGUGCACGGAGAAGCCUUAA
This is a messenger RNA of Heteronotia binoei (common prickly gecko), 893 nucleotides long. RefSeq names its product basic helix-loop-helix family member e22 (gene BHLHE22). NCBI's taxonomy places the organism in Eukaryota, Metazoa, Chordata, Lepidosauria, Squamata, Gekkonidae. The coding region runs from base 15 to 893 and encodes 292 amino acids. The transcript has a single exon. The record is from RefSeq and is a predicted model, not a curated record. Gene Ontology annotation, molecular function: protein dimerization activity.